UCGUGCUGUCACCGAGGCGAGCGAUGGGCCCUGCCGGGCGCCGUAGGCGCGCAGGCGCGCUGAUACGCCUCACGUCGGCCUCCCGCGGCGGCGAGAACCACUCCCCGGGUCACCAGGCGCCACUGCAAGGGCGGUUAAAUCCGACAGGUCAGAGAAACAUGGCAGCAAGGAGAAUCACACAGGAGACGUUGGAUGCUGUGUUACAAGAAAAAGCUAACCGGUAUCACAUGGACCCCAGUGGUGAGGGUGUAGGUGAAGGUCUUCAGUUCAAAACUCAAGAUCUUCUAAGGACAGUCCCCAGAACCAGAGCAGAUGUAUGUGAUGACAUUCACGGCGAUAGUAGGUACUCACUUAGUGGGUCCAUAGCUCACCCUCGAGACAGUGGGAGAGAAGGCCUUAGAGGUGAAGUCUUUCCAGGACCCUCCUUCAGAUCAAGCAAUCCUUCUAUAAGUGAUGACAAUUACUUUCGCAAAGAGUGUGGCCGGGAUCUGGAAUUUUCCCACCCUGACUCCCGAGACCAGGUCUUUGGCCACCGGAAAUUGGGACACUUUCGUUCUCAGGACUGGAAAUUUGCACUCCGUGGUUCUUGGGAACAGGACUUUGGCCACCCAGUUUCUCAAGAAUCCUCUUGGUCACAGGAGUAUAGCUUUGGUCCUUCAACACUACUUGGGAGCUUUGCUUCCUCCAGGCUAAUUGAAAAAGAAUGUCUGGAGAAGGAGAGUCGAGAUUAUGACAUCGACCAUCCAGGAGAGGCAGACUCUUUGCUCAGGGGCAGUGGCCGAGGUCUCAAAAUGGUUGACCAGGAGGGUGCCCUCCUGGGAAAGGGGGAGACUCAGGGCCUGCUCAUGCCAAAAGUAGGGGUUGGGAAACGUGUCACACUGAGAAGUGUGAGCACAAAAAAAAUACCCACUAUAAAUCGUGUGACCCCCAAAACUCAGGGCACUAAUCAAAUCCAGAAAACCACCCCAAGUCCUGAUGUGACUCUGGGGACAAACCCAGGGACAGAAGACAUCCAGUUCCCCACUCAGAAGAUCCCUUUAGGUCUUAAUCUGAAGGAUAUUCGGCUUUCCAGGAGGAAGAUGAGCUUCGACCCCAUAGAUAAGACCGAUGUUUUUUCAAGAUUUGGAAUAGAAAUAAUUAAAUGGGCAGGAUUCCACACCAUAAAAGAUGAUGUUAAAUUUUCCCAGCUUUUCCAGACUCUCUUUGAGCUUGAAACUGAAACCUGUGCUAAAAUGCUGGCCUCGUUCAAAUGUUCCUUAAAACCAGAGCACAGAGAUUUUUGCUUUUUUACUAUCAAAUUUUUAAAGCACUCUGCUUUGAAAACACCCAGAGUUGAUAACGAGUUUUUAAACAUGCUUUUAGACAAAGGUGCUGUAAAAACCAAAAAUUGCUUUUUUGAAAUCAUAAAGCCUUUCGACAAGUACAUCAUGAGGCUUCAAGACCGACUCCUGAAGAGUGUUACGCCCUUGCUCAUGGCCUGCAAUGCGUAUGAGCUGAGUGUCAAAAUGAAGACCCUCAGCAACCCCCUGGACUUGGCUGUUGCCCUAGAGACCACAAAUUCCCUUUGCCGGAAGUCUUUGGCCCUUUUGGGACAGACCUUCUCCUUGGCCUCUUCUUUCCGGCAAGAGAAGAUCUUAGAUGCUGUUGGCCUACAAGAUAUAGCUCCAUCUCCUGCUGCAUUUCCAAACUUUGAGGACUCCACUUUGUUUGGGCGAGAGUAUAUAGAACACCUGAAGGCCUGGCUUGUCAGCAGUGGGUGUCCACUCCAGGUCAAGAAGGCUGAACCUGAGCCCCUUCAUGAGGAGGAGAGAAUGGUUCCUUCUCUGAAACCCAAAAUGCAGCCCACGACCCCAAGUAUUCUGAGUGACGCAGCACCCCAACGAGCAGAUCACAAGGUGGUAGACACCAUCGAUCAGUUGGUCUCACGUGUCGUCGGAGGCAGCCUGUCUCCCAAAGAGCGAGCUCUCCUCAAGGAGGACCCUGCUUAUUGGUUUCUGUCUGAUGAUAGUAGUCUGGAGUAUAAAUACUAUAAGCUGAAACUGGCAGAAGUGCAACGGAUGACCCAGACCUUGCCUGGAGUCGGUCAGAAGCCAAUGGUGGCAGAGUGUGCGGUCCGUGCCAUGCUGUAUGCCCGGGCAGUCCGGAGCCUCAAGAAGAGGCUCCUUCCAGGGCGCCGUCGGGCACUAUACCUUCAACGGUUCCGGGGCUGGAAACCAAGAAGAGCGUCCACUGGCACCCAGACCCUCCUCUCCUCAGGCACCAGGUUGAGGCACCACAGCCGGCAGGCUUCAGGCUCCCUUCGGGGAAAGUCUCCCAAGCCAGACAGAAGUGAUAUUGCCAAGAACUGCCUGUCAGACCCAGCCAGACCCUCUCCUAGGGAUCCCACUUCAGAAAGCUCAGCCCCAUCACCCAAGCCAGUAGGAAUGGACACAUCGUUCCUGCAUGACCAAAACAGCUCAGCUUUCAAAUUCUAUCGCAAGAAAGUAUUUGAGCUGUGCCCAUCAAUUUGCUUUACAUCAUCUUCGUUGAACCUCCACCCUGGCGAGGACACCGAAUGUCAGGAAAGUGCCCUGGACCCUGGGGAAGAGGAAGGAGAAUCUGAAGAUGAGCCGCCCCAUCAAGAGGCUGAGCUGGAGAGCCCAGAGUUGAUGCCUGAAGAAGAUGAGGAGGAGGAGGACGAGGAGGAGGAUGAAGAUGAGGAGGGGGGUGAAGAAGCCCCUACUCCUGUAGGGACAUCCAGACUGGGAGGUGCUCCCAAGCCUGAGGGUAGUCCCCCUGCUGAUGGCUUCCCUAGUGAGAUGACUGAGGAUGGUCCAGCAGGUGCACUUGCCCUAUCACAGACUGCCUCGGGGUCCUGCUUCCCCAGGAAGAGGGUCAGCAGCAAGUCACUGAAGGUUGGCAUGAUUCCAGCCCCCAAAAGGCUGUGUCUCAUCCAGGAACCAAAAGUUCACGAACCAGUUCGUAUUGCCUAUGACAGGCCUCGGGGUCGACCUGUGUCCAAAAAAAAGAAACCCAAGGACUUUGACUUUGCCCAGCAGAAGCUGACUGACAAGAACCUAGGGUUCCAGAUGCUGCAGAAGAUGGGCUGGAAAGAGGGCCAUGGCCUGGGCUCCUGCGGGAAGGGCAUCAGGGAGCCCGUCAGCGUGGGAACUGCCUCAGAAGGGGAGGGGUUAGGUGCCGAUGGACAGGAGCACAAGGAAGACACAUUUGAUGUGUUCCGUCAGCGGAUGAUGCAGAUGUACAGACACAAACGGGCAAACAAAUAGAUCAAAACCAUUGGUGAGAAAGAUCAGGCUUGAAGCAGCAAUUACUCUUAAAACAUCAGCUCUGCCCGGAUCUGCCCUGGAACCAGUGCCCACAUACGGUUUGGUGUGUACCAAAAACAAAUGUCUGCAGUUUCUGGUGUGGAUUGUCCUCUGACUUUUCUUAAGAGAAAGAACUCAUUUCCAAUCUGCUUCUGCCUUUCCCCUCACCCGUGUCCCUUUGCAGUGGAUCCCUCUGGAUCUGCUGUGACCCUUCACAGGCAGUGCUGCCCAGGAGCACACCAGGGCUCUCAGCGCACAGGAGCCAGCCAUGCAGUCUUCCUAGCCAAAAGUCUCUGACAUGCCUUUAAACAAUACAGUUAGAUCUGUUGUCUUAUUCUCUAGGAUGUGAGCAGGAUAGAAAUGGGUAAUAGCUAACUCUAUGCCCUGGGACCACAAAUGCUGGCAAGAGCACUGAAGCCCCUUGAGCAAGGGAGAUACUCAGUUGACAAAUGUGGUAUUUAUGAAGUCUCUUAAGUACAUCCCAAGAGACUUAGACAUAUUUUAGCAGCAGUAUGAUAUAGUUGAUUCAGAGGGGAGUAAUUGUUAAACUAUGAAACUUUCCAGGUCUCUUGGAAUCCACAUAGCAAACUGCAGUUUGAUUUCUUUUACCCACAUAUGGAGUGUCUGCUGUAAUGGGGGGAGGGGUGUGAACUUCUCAGGACUCUUCAUUUGCUGCACGUGUGGCAGUGUAAAGACUUGUUUUAUUAGAGCCUUUGUGCAGAGCAGAAAGCAUCCUCUUGGGGUAGGCUCCGCAGCUGUUUGCUAUUUCAAGGCAUAUGAUUGCCACCCCUUCUAGCUUCUUGAAGCAAACAUACGGAAUCCUUGGGCUUUUGGAAUCUCAAUCCUCAUAAAGCAGCAGUGUUGAAGUUUUAAAUAUGUGCUAAAAUUUGGAAAACUUGGGACCCUGCUGAUAGGGAAUGCAGCAGUGGGUUACUGUCUCGGCUGCUCUUACUGGCUGUUAAGAAAUCCUUACUCUCAAAGCCACUGGCAUGCCACUGUCUUCUGUCUGGUCUGUGACCUGAGCCCUUGAGCACAGGCCUCUGCUAUCUACCUUUUCAGGAGCAGCCUAGGAACUCUGCUUGCUUCUGGUCUCUUCCAUUUGGCAGUCAGCACAUCUAUAUUGCCUUGGACCUGACUCAUGUUCAGGGGUACGACGGUUUUGGGGAACCCUAGCUAUGGGGCUUAUCUCCUCUCCUCUCCUGAUUCUUCCUAUAGCCUUUUAUGGUGUCAGGGGUCAGGAACCAUGGAAUUCUUAGAAGGGCCUCCAUAGUCUUGAGCAGUACCCUCAGCACAGGUUCUAGCUCUUUCUCUGGACCAUAACUCUGUCAUGUUUGCUCUGUUCUCAUAUGUUCAUUGUUUACUUUCUCCACUUUUAAAAGUAAGAUACUUUAGGAAAUCUUGGGGUAUGAACCUUCUCCCGGCAGCCUCCUGCCUUCCCUCUUCUUGGGGGCACUUGCUUUGCACUGACAGUGAGAACCUUUGGCAGAUGUCAAAGGGAACACCUCCUUGAGCCUGCAGAGUCCUUCCAGCACCAGAUGGUGCCUUUCCUGUGGAUUGGACAACCAGGUGGUGAAGGCGCUGCUGGGAACUAGGAGGCACGCCUCUGUCCUCCAGCUGGCUGUCAGCCAGGGCCCAGCGCACUGCCCUUUGCAGGAGCCUGGUGCAAAUAUGUGUGUGGUUGCAAGACCUUGUCAAAGUCACAGUGUCUUUUCUGUCA
Molecule: messenger RNA, 5022 nt
Organism: Condylura cristata (star-nosed mole)
Lineage: Eukaryota; Metazoa; Chordata; Mammalia; Eulipotyphla; Talpidae
Gene: SUGP2
Product: SURP and G patch domain containing 2
Exons: 10
Coding region: 24-3266 (1080 amino acids)
Biological process (GO): RNA processing
Cellular component (GO): nucleoplasm
Molecular function (GO): RNA binding
Source: RefSeq, a predicted model, not a curated record